GUGAGGGGUUGGGCAACCGAGGCAUGUAUAUGUAAACUCAAGUGUGGUGUCUGCUGUAUAGUUUGGUCAUCUGAGAGGAAUGAAUUCUUUGGUCGUGUGUACACAUUGUGGAGAGAAACUUGAAAGGACUGAACAGGGCAUCCAUUCAGCUUGUAAACUAUGGCACUCUUUACUGGCAAAAAAGUUUAAACACAUUGGUGAAAAACGAAAAGAUGAAGAAGAGCAAUUUGGCCAAGUCAAAACAAGAAAGUAUGACGCCCUAAACUAUGUAGCAGCCCCAUUUGAGCUUAAGACUAACGUCUGUGUGGAACCGCAGCAGUUCAGCAUUCAAACGAGAGACUUCUUUCUACCAUCACUACAACAGAUUGGUGACAGUAUCAAAGACAUUCGAGAAUUCUACUGUCCUCGUGGUAAACUUAGCAUUGUGCCUAAAAGCCUUACCGCCAGUCUAAAGAGGAUCACUGAGAAACUUGUAACUUUCCUUCAAGAAGAAACAUUUUCUUUGUCCCCAAACAGUGGCCUGAUAGACACAGCCAAGCCAAGACUUCUUCAAGAAACAGAUGGUUUCAUCUUUAUCGCUAAGACAUUGUGUUUUCCAUUAAAUAUACCGUACAGUGAGUUGCCAUCAGAUAUCCACUGCGACAUUGUCUUGAUGCUCCCUUCUCAACCAGCAUUUGUGCUGACUGUAGUCGAUAACGACACCCCAGAAGCAAGGAAAUACAACGUCAGUGUUGCUAGAGGGCUGAUCACCUCCCUCAAUAGGUUCACUGACGAUGACUUUUCAGCAGUGUUUGGUGUUGUGUGCAAGUCUCAUCUUGACUCAUGGGAUACAUUUCAAUCCAAGUUGAAGACGCUUGCGCAUUCAUGUAGCAGAUUUGUUACGUUUGACUCCCUUUACAUGUCAGAAGGCAAAUAUGAUAAACUCAUUACUUCUUUUUGGGCUUCAGUUGCCAAAGUAGAGCCAGGCGAUCAGUUUCCCGACGCAGAAAGGAUUAAUUUCCUAACAAAAGAACAAUGCACAGUGUUGUUAGAAAAUAUGAAUUCCAAAUAUGUGUUUGUGUUGACGCUUCCAAAAUGUGGUGGAACUACUCUUAUGUUGGAAGUUGCUAGAAGACUUCAAAACUUUCUACCAACCUAUCUCAUGGUCAAAUCAGUGGAAGACAAGUCCAAGUACAGAGGUUUGUGUGAGAGUGUUUCAACAGCAUUGAUUUCUGAAAGUCCUGCCAUAACACAUGUCUUGGACAACAACUGCGAGUCCGAGAGAGCCGCUGUCACAGAAUCAAUUCUACCUUUGCAUGAUGACGAAACCAUCAAAAUUACGUGGACCUUCUGUUCGGACUUCAUCAGGCCGCAAAUUAUGGAUGAGAUACUUGACUUGUUUGGAUCAUACCGGCAUGUGCUUCUUGUUGGGUCAGCUGGUGAAGGAAAAUCAGUCACGGGCCUUCUUCUUCUUGAGCACUUCAGGUCAAGGGGAAUAAGUGUACUACAUGCAACAAGUGCCGCGAAAAUGAAGAGUGCUGUUCAAAACUCUGAAGAAACUUUCAUCUUUUGCGAUGACGUGUUUGGGAAAUUCAGGUGCACAUUUACAUUAACACCAGAUUUGGAAAAUAUGUUCAGUCGGCUCCAAACGAAGACAAACAUUAAAAUGCUGUUCACCAGCAGAUGUGAUGUUUACGACGAUGCACGUCAGCGUUUGGGGAAGCUAAAAUCCCAUUUUGAAGGUUCAAGGGAACUGAAUCUAACAGAGAAAACCCAGACAAGUGAAAAGGCGAAAAUGUUAGAUAGAUACUUAGAAGUAAGUAACAGGCGUAUUCCUGACAUGGAGAAGGAAAGUAUAGUUUUGAAACAAAAUACGCAUGGAUUUGCUCAUUCGUGUCAUUUGUUCAUCACUCUUGGAAAGGAGAAUACAAAAGCCGGACAAUUCUUUGACAAUCCGUUGUCGUUUGCUGAAAAACGCAUUCUACAUCUUUUGAGGAAUUCUGUCAUGAAGUGCCUCCUCUAUCUCUUAACGGCAUUCAGAGGCACACUUGAUUUGGAAGAUCCUGCUGAAGAUUCAGCAGAAAAACGACGGAAGGUUAUAAGACAUGUUGGAGAAACAUCCAUGUCUGAAGUUUUCUCAGUUGCUGCAGAAGAGCCAUUCUUGUUUACAACAGAAGGUUCUGUGAAGUUUUCUCAUCCAUCCUUUCUUGAAGUAUCGUCAAAUAUCAUAGCCAAAUGUGAUAUUUCUUUCAUCAUACAAUAUGGACCUCUUGAACUGUUUGAAAAAGCAAGCGAUAUGAGAGACCAAACAUACAGCAUUAAAAUUUCGGAAGACAUUCAUUUCAUCGAACUAGCAGAAAGGUUUUUACACGAAAUAGAACUUGGUGCAUUUGAAAGCUGCUGCUCACAUCGAUUGCUAAGAAAUCAAAACUUUGUGGAUCAAGUUAUCUGUCGCCUCCCCACUUCGACAGAUGACUUAGCUAUCGACAAGCUAUUAUACUGGGCAUCCAGCAAUGGUUCAGAUGCGAUGAUGAAAGCAUUGUUGCAGAAGUACACACUUACAAGGGAAACGUGCCAUCAUGCAGUUUUGGGCUGUACCAGAUGGGGCAAUCAUUCUGCAUUGGAGUACAUUAUAAGCAGUUUGAAACUGACUUCACGGGAUAUUGAUGACAUCACUGAAGAUGGGUUGCCAUGCCUAAUUGUAGCAGCCAAUCAGAAUAACGUUGAAGUGUGUAAAGUGCUGAUCAAACACGACGUGGAUGUAUACAUCACAGAUCCACGUAUGGGAGCAAAUGCACUUCAUUGGGCUGCUGCAGCUGGUCACUACGACAGUGUGGAGGUGCUGUCAAGACACAUAUCACUUGAACGUGAAAGCAAUGGGGGAGUUACGCCUUUAUUUGUGGCUGCAGAAAAUGGUCACCUGGGUGUGUUUAACUUUCUCCGAGGAGAGGGUGCAGCUAUCAAUAAACAGAUAAAAAGCAGGAUUGUGUCAUUAACAAAUCCUAGAAACGAAGGCCGUGCAUUGGUUAAACAACUAAAUGUAUCAGAUGAAGGUUUUACACCUCUUCAUGUGGCAAGCUAUGAAGGACAUUUGGACAUAGUAGAACUUUUGAUAACUGAAGGGGCUGAUGCCAAUUUGAAGGCUGAAUUAGGACCUCCGGUAGCCUUUGCUGCAAAAGCAAAUGAUAUGUGCAUCUUUCGUCUGUUUCUCAGUGAUGACAGAGUAGCUUUCAGUGACGUUAUCUCUGCAGCAUAUGAAUAUGGUCGUACUGAAAUGCUGAAAGAGGCUGUCCUACAUAAACGGUCCAAAGCUAAUGACAUUAUAAAAGCAACUUUGUGGGGGCAACUUGAAACUGUGAAGGAAUUACUUGAGGAGUCUGAGGAAGGCUUAAGCUCACAUAUCGAUAGAUACACACUUCUUCAUCUAGCAGCAGCUUUAAACCAUGGAGAUAUUGUGGAUGAGCUCCUACAAAGAAAGAUUGAAGUGAACAAAUCUUCUGAAGGUGGAUUCACAGCUUUGCACGGAGCAUCUAUUACUGGCUCUUCUUCAGUUGUUGAAAGUCUCAUCAGAAGGGAAGCUGAUGUUGACCGGCUUGCUAAUGGUUUUGGUCCUCUUCACUUUGCAUCGAUGUAUGGAAACACAAAUAUAGCCAGGAUUCUGAUACAACAUCAAGCAAAUAUCCAUCUGAAAGGUUAUCAUCAGUGGAGCCCACUACACGUUGCAAGCAUCCACAAUCAACCCGACCUUGUUCGGCUUUUGCUGGAGAACAACGCUGACGUGGAAGCUUUGUCUGAAGAUCUCUCAACACCUCUUCUAUUUGCUUCAUACCUCAACAAUAUGGACAUAGCAGAUAUAUUGUUAGAUCAUGGAGCUGACUUGCAUCCCAGAGGUAUGUCAUACCACCCACUUCUAGGUACUGCUCUCUUGGGCCAUCCUGAAGCUGUGAACAAUUUAUUGCAGAGAGGUGCAAAAGUGAAUCAUGUAAGUGCAGUUGGUGUAAGUGCUUUGCAUGGAGCUGCAUAUAUGGGGGCAAUGGAUGUGCUCGAGUGUCUUCUUGAGAAUGAAGCAGAUCCAAACCUGAAACUGUUUGAAGGGAUAUCACCUGAGGAGAAAUCUAAAAUUGCAAGUCAUGUGGAGCAAUGGUGCAAAAGCACUCCCGGGAAGGAUAUCAAUUUGAGAAGGUAUGAUGGUGGUUCUGCACUACAUGUGGCUGUUGACAUGGGUUACACAGACAUGGUGCGACUUCUGUUGAAAUCGGGCGCUGAUCCGAAUCUCAGGAACAUGAACAAUGAAACAGCAAUAGAUAUUGCGAGGGAGAAGAAGCACAGUGGCAUCUUGAGACUACUAGAAUCGUCCUAAACUGUCUCUGCCAUUAAUGAACAAAGGUUCAAGAAGCGCCAAGAGCUGUACAAAGAAGUCGUGAUAGUUGUUUUUGUUGGAUUGAUUACAAUUCAAAACAAAUCUGACAAGCAAAAGAAAGUUUUGAAGUUGUGACAUGAAAGGUACCUAAUGGGGACGAGUGUCUCAAUUGUUUCUUCAUGUACUUUCAGUUUUUUGUCUCAUUUUAACGUUUGAAGAAAAACGUUGUUGGUUGGUCUGAAUGAGUCUGCCAUGUUCUUUCUCAAUAUGUAACCUGACACUACAGUGCUCCGUUCAGCCUUUGAGAGACUGCAAGACAACCUAUGAUGUUUACCGCAUGAUUCUAUGGGUUGACAAAGGGACAUUUUUGACGACUGUCCAUUUGGUCCAAGGGAAGCUAUUCAUUUCAACAACCAUUUCAAGGUUGUAAGAAGCGGUAACAAUGAAUGUUGUGUUGAUCUGGGACAUAAUACUUUGUUUAUUAAUGAUCCUCUGAAUCUUAAUAAUGUCAUAUACUACAUAGCAUGUCCUGCUUGACUGUGUUGUUAUCCAUCACAAGGGAUAAAUAUUUCAGUGUCAAAACGGUGAAAGAUCUUUUUAACAAAGUUAAUUAUCAUUUACUUAUUGAGUUAUUAAAAGGAAUUGAACUGAUUGAUAAAGUUUGAUUGUUACAAUUUGUCGAUAUAUGUAAUUUAAUGAUUGGCAGUUUAGAUUAGUAGCUUAGAUUGUUAGUGGCUGUAGCCUCAAGGGGGUUAAGGUAUUGUAAAAUUACUGUUCUCCUGAAAGGGUACGUAAGUUCCAAAACUCUCAAAGUAAAUUUCAAACUUACCAGUAUUUUAAGCGUAGAAUUUUUGUGAUUUCUAUUAUGGCUAAAUUUGACUACAAUCGCCGGCUGCUGAAGGGAUGAUGCAAAUCCAAAUAGGGUCCAUGUAGGUAACAAAGGUACUGUAAUUCCCCAUGGUCCUUAGUAUGGUGAUCAACCUUUGGUUGCUGGUGAUCUAUAGCCCUUUCUUAUAUUGUACUUUAAUUUCUCGUGAUAUAUUUUUACGAUAGCGUACUAGUUUUGAAUUAAGAACUGUGAUAAUCUAGUAUUUUUUCUGUCCUUCAAUGGCAGGUUUUUACGUAAUACAUUUAUUGAUUUGAAUAUUGAUAUAAACUGUUCUCGUCACGAUAUGGCUGCAAUAUUGCCGAGGUGAGGUAAAAUUUUAACUUAUUGCUCGAUAUGCAAACGACAGGCAACUGCAAAACAGCGCCUUGACACACUAGUAACUCAGCAUAUUUGACAUACCUGGACAGAAUGUCUAUGCAUCUGGGGUGUUUUGUUGACAAUAGCAUGGUCAAUCGGAAGUAGAUUAUCCGUCUACGAACAGAGCAGUUAUCUCAGAGGACAUUACAAAGUGCCCAAAAUAGUCCGUUCACACUUUUUUAAUAAUACUGUUUGAUAUAGAUAUAGCAAUGAAUCCUGUAAAUAAAUACACAUCUCUUUGUUUCCACAUGGUU
Molecule: messenger RNA, 5839 nt
Organism: Haliotis rubra (blacklip abalone)
Lineage: Eukaryota; Metazoa; Mollusca; Gastropoda; Lepetellida; Haliotidae
Exons: 8
Coding region: 80-4339 (1419 amino acids)
Molecular function (GO): protein binding
Source: RefSeq, a predicted model, not a curated record